Molecule: messenger RNA, 1582 nt
Organism: Cylicocyclus nassatus
Lineage: Eukaryota; Metazoa; Nematoda; Chromadorea; Rhabditida; Strongylidae
Source: the annotation of a GenBank genome assembly
UUAGAUGAUGGAUUAUAUUGAAACGAUUAUCUAUUUUGUAACAAGGAUCUACUUUCUAUUUAUAAACCUAAUAUUCAACCUGAUUUAUUACUUCAAAAUCAAACGAACAGUGCCAGGGCCGUCGGAUGAUUUGCUAAUGAUUAGCGCAAAGGAGGCGGCUAGAAAAAUUGGCAGAAGGGAGAUCACUUCAAAGGCACUUGUACAAGCCUACAUCCACCGAAUCGAGCAGGUCAACGGAAUUAUCAAUGCUGUUGUUGUUCGGCUAUUCGAUGAAGCAACCAAGAAAGCUGAAGAAAUUGACAGGAAAAUAGCAGAGAUGGACGAUGUUCAACUAGAGGAGUUCAUAGAGUCCAAGCCUCUGCUGGGUGUUCCAUUUACAGUCAAAGACUGCGUGGAGGUAGAAGGGCAAAUAGUUACUGCCGGUGUUUAUCUUCAUAAGGACAACAGAUGCACCAAAAAUGCCGAAAUUGUCAAGAGAAUGCAGGCAGCUGGUGCCAUCCUAAUUGCCAUCACAAAUGUGCCCGAAGCAUGCCUGUGGUUAGAAUCACACAACGGGAUUUAUGGAAGAACAAAAAAUCCGUACGAUUCAAGAAGGAUUGCUGGAGGAAGUAGUGGCGGUGAAGGAGCUUUGAUUUCUGCAGCAGGCAGCGUGAUUGGAAUUGGCAGCGACAUUGGUGGCAGCAUUCGUAUACCAUCAUUUAUGAAUGGUAUAUUUGGACUAAAGCCAACACCAGAUAUUAUUCCACUUGAGGGACAUGUACCCAUGGAGACGGGGUUUCAAGCGCAAAUGUUAUGUUUUGGCCCAAUGUGCCGUUACGCCGAGGAUCUACCUUUGAUGAUGGAGAUUUUGGGAGGCGACAGGGCUAAGAGUUUACAUGUACGGGAUGAAGUUGAUUUCAAGAAAAUACGUAUAUUCUAUAUGGAAGGUAUCCAUAGUGCUCAAAUGCAAACUCUAACCAACGAAAUGAGGGAAGCCUUACUAAAGGCAGUUUCCUACUUCGAGAACAAAUUUGAUGUGGAAGCAAUCCGAAUAGAUCUACCGAUUGCCACGAAAACUAUUGAAAUGUUCAGCCUAAGUAUACAAGGGGAAAAUCCAAGACCAUCUGAGCAGCUCAUAAGUUUGGAUGGAACAAAAGGAAGUCUGAAUUGGAUGACAGAGGUACCCAAGCUGCUUAUGGGAAAAUCCGUUCACACUCCAGGCGGUUGCAUGAUGGCAUUCAUGGAAGACAUGCUUGGAGACCAUGCAGAAGAGGAUAAGGCGGAGCUCAACCGACUGCGUAAACGUAUGACUCGGCAGCUAGCCGAACUGCUUGGCAAGGAUGGUAUCCUCUUUUUCCCAUCGUGGCCCACAACGGCUCCAUACCAUAAUCAACCAGUUUUCACUCCAUUAGAUUUUGCAUAUACGAGUCUAUUCAAUGUGUUGACACUUCCUGCAGUUGUGUGUCCAAUGGGACUGGACAGCCAUGGCUUACCGCUCGGUGUUCAGAUAAUUGGAGCUCGCAACUCAGAUCGUCUACUGAUUGCUGCGGCCCAACAGCUUUCCCAAGCAUUUGGUGGUUGGACUCCUGCCUGGCCCUCAUGA